Molecule: messenger RNA, 3189 nt
Organism: Ostreococcus tauri
Lineage: Eukaryota; Viridiplantae; Chlorophyta; Mamiellophyceae; Mamiellales; Bathycoccaceae
Product: Cation-transporting P-type ATPase, C-terminal
Exons: 1
Coding region: 1-3189 (1062 amino acids)
Biological process (GO): calcium ion transmembrane transport
Cellular component (GO): membrane; intracellular membrane-bounded organelle
Molecular function (GO): ATP hydrolysis activity; ATP binding; P-type calcium transporter activity
Source: RefSeq, a predicted model, not a curated record
AUGGUGGACGCGUCGCCGACGGGCGACGGGGGUGAUCGUGAGCCCGGCGCGCGGGCGCGGACGAACGCGGAGACGUUCGAGCUCUGGGUGACGGAAAGGGACGGGAAGGCGUUGGACGCGGCGGGGGGGGUGGCGACGGUCGCCGCGAGCCUUGGAUGCGAUCUGAAGAAAGGGUUGACGAACGGCGCGUGGACGGCGGCGGAACGGAUUUCGACGUACGGGAAGAAUGAGUUCGAGUAUCCGCCGCCGAAGUCGUUCUUGGAGCUGUGUCAGGAUGCGCUCGGGGAUCUCACGGUGAGAAUUCUGAUCAUGGCGAGCGUGGUGUCGCUCGGCGUCGGAGCCGGGAUGAAGUCGCAUCGGGAGGAGUACGGCUACCUCGAGGGGAUCGCGAUCGUCCUCGUGGUUUUUGUCGUCGUCUUCUUGCAGGCUGGGAUCGAUUACGCCAAGGAGAUGAAGUUUCGUCAGUUGAACUCCAUCAAGGAUAACUAUCAGGUGAAGGUGAUUCGCGACGGCGAGGUCGUCGCCGUCACCGCGGGUGAGGUCGUCGUCGGCGAUUUGGUCGAGCUCGUGGCCGGGGACAAGGUUCCCGCCGACGCUUUGUUCGUCGAGGGAUCAAAGUUCAAGGCGAACGAAGCCGCGAUGACCGGUGAACCGAUCGACAUCGCUAAGACGCGCGAGAAGGACCCCUGGGUGCUCUCGGGUACGUCCAUCUCCGAAGGGUCUGGCAAGGUUGUCAUCAUCGCGGUCGGUUCGCGCUCGCAGUGGGGGGUCAUUUUAAAGACUCUCAUCGUCGAGCCAAGCGAUACGCCGCUGCAGGAGCGUCUCGAACGUCUCGUAUUGCUCAUCGGUAACUUUGGCAUCGGCGCUGCGGUCCUGACGUUCCUCGCGAGCAUGAUCCGUUGGAUCGUCGAGGGUGCGCAAGGUAAGGGAUGGGACGGCACUGAAGUGCUCAACUUCCUCAUCAACGCAGUUACGAUCGUCGUCGUCGCCAUUCCUGAGGGUUUGCCGCUCGCGAUCACACUCGGCUUGGCGUUUGCGAUGCGGAAAAUGAUGAGUGACCAAAAUCUCGUGCGACGUCUUGAGGCGUGUGAGACGAUGGGAAGCGCGACUCAACUCAACGCGGACAAAACUGGCACGUUGACGCAGAACAGGAUGACGGUCACUUCGUGCUGGAUCGACGGCAAGUCGUACGAUGACAUGCCUCCCACUGUGGGUAAGGAUUUCGCCGAAAGGCUUUGCGAGUCCAUGGCGGUCAACUCCGACGCAAACUUGCACAAGAAGGAAAACGGAGCGAUCGAGCAUCUCGGCAGUAAAACUGAGUGUGCGUUGCUUCAGCUCGUCGAACAGUUGCAACCGCCGAGCGGUGACGACAAGUACAGAUAUGUGGAGAUUCGGGAAGCGCGGCCUGUCGCGCAGCUGUACCACUUCACCUCGGCUCGCAAACGCAUGUCGACCGCCAUCGCCAACGGUUCGGGCACUCGACUUCACGUUAAGGGUGCGUCCGAAAUUGUCGUCAAGCUGUGUACCAAAAUCAUGAGCGCCGAUGGCAAAGUCUCCGGUCUCUCCAGCCCUGUUCUCAAGCAGGCGGAGGCCGCCAUCGAGGCGUUCGCGCGAAAAGGGUUGCGGACGUUAUGCAUCGCUUACAACGACCUCUCGAAGGCGCCUUCCGCUCUUGGUGAUAACCCACCAGAGAGCGACCUCAUCUUGCUCGGUAUCAUGGGCAUCAAGGACCCCAUUCGCCCGGAAACGGCUGAGGCGGUUCGUUUGCUCCGUGGUGCUGGCGUGACAGUUCGCAUGGUCACCGGCGACAAUGCCAUCACCGCUGAGGCGAUCGCGCGUGAGGCGGGUAUCCUGGAGGAAGGUGACGAUGGCUUAGUCCUCGAAGGUCCGGACUUCCGCAAGAUGUCGGACGCCGAAAAGGAGUCGAUUGCCAUGCGCAUUCGUGUCCUCGCGCGCUCUUCUCCUUCAGACAAACUGGUGUUGUGCAACCUGCAAAGGAAACUCGGUGAAGUCGUGGCUGUGACCGGCGACGGCACAAACGAUGCUCCGGCACUGAAGGAUGCGGAUGUCGGCUUCGCCCUCGGUAUCGCUGGCACCGAAAUUGCCAAGGAGGCGUGCGAUAUUGUCAUUCUUGAUGACAACAUCAAAUCCAUGGCCAAGGCGGUUUUGUGGGGACGCAACGUGUAUCAAUCCAUCCGCAAGUUUUUGCAGUUCCAGCUUGUGGUGAACGUCGUCGCUGUCUCGUUGAACUUGAUCGCCGCGAUUGCCGGUAUCAAGGAGCUCCCGCUUGCUGCGGUUCCGUUGCUUUGGGUAAACAUGAUUAUGGAUUCCAUGGGCGCGCUAGCGCUUGCCACGGAGCCACCGUCCGCGCAUCUCAUGAAGAAGAAGCCCUUCGGCAGGUCUGCGCCGCUCAUCAACAAACCAAUGUGGCGUAAUAUCAUCGGUGUCGCUAUCUAUCAGCUGAUCGUUUGUAUGGUUUUCAUGUUCAACGGAGAGAAGUUGUUAGAUAUCAAGUGCCCGUGGGUGGAGGCGACAGCAACCAAGGCAGCUCAUGAAGACUGCCACGCUCGCACGUUGGAGUUGAACGGUUUCAUCUUCAACACCUUUGUCUUCAUGCAAAUUUUCUCCGAGAUCAACUCUCGUCGUAUCAGUGACCUGAAUGUGUUCCAUGAAAUCGAGAAGUCGCACAUCUUCUGCGGCAUUAUUCUCGCGACGGCGGGCAUUCAAGUGCUCUUCAUCGAAGCCGUUGGCAGCACCGUCGUUGGCCCGGCGAUCGGCUUUGUCGCUCAGAACGCGAAGGAGUGGAUCACAUCUAUUAUUCUUGGCAUCCUUAUCCUUCCGGUUGGUUUUCUCACAAGACUAAUGCCUCUGGAGUGGUUCCCAGGUAUGACGGAUGAAGAGAGCGGUGAGAAGGCCGCCCAAGACGCUCAGAAGCGCGUCGCGGAGGCCGAGGCGAAGCACGCCGCAGACAAUGCGACCUCCGUGUCCGUCGGUGCCUCUAGUCCCGAUCGUCCAGCUUCUACUCGCGGUUUAGCUGGCGUCGGUGAGGCCAUCAUCAGCUCUCGCUUGCAGGCCCGCCAAAGCCGUCUGUCCGACGCCUCCGAUGCGUCGCUGUUGGAGCGACAACCGAAAUCUUUCAAGGUUUUCGCCCACGCCGUCAUCGCCGCCAACCGUUUCAAGAAAGCUUAG